GGUAGUUCGCCUCAGCCUGAGAGAGAAAUUCAAAAUAAUUUCAUGUAACUUUGCUGUUAAAAAUGUCGAACACCGGACUCCAGGGUUUUCGGAGCUUUAUAACGGAGCGGUUUACCGCCGUGGCUGUGGAGAUACUCGCAGAAGUUGAAACUCUUGUGGACGCGUAUUACGAGGAAAACAAACGUCUGCGGAAUGUGCUUCACAUGGUGUUGAACCCCGAGAUAAAGUUACCGAGGAUAGAUGUAAAUGAAUACACCAAAACAACCACAGAUGUCAGAGAGCAGCCCUCUGAGCCGAACACUGAGGUGGACGUGGCAAUGUCAGAGCCGCUGCCUAAAAAACCUAAAGAAGAGCAAAUUGAAUGGGACAUAAGUUGUGGAUCAGAACAACUAGAAGAACAGGGGGGAGCUGACAACACAGUUACCACAGACUAUGUGAAAAAUGACCCAGAUGAAGAAGAGAUAAACCUAUCCUGCAUUACUGACUUGUACCGGAUUCAGGUGGUGGAUUACAACCCCACUCCUUCAGCUACUUUCUCAGCUGAGGAAGUGAAUGAUGAACGUGAGGACAGCUGCUCUUUGGACUCAGAUACAGUCACAGAUUGCCCACAGUCCAGAAGUGAAGAAAGUGCAAGUGAGGAACCUCAAAAACAUAAGAAAAUGUCAAAGAAGAAGUCAAAGAAGUGCCUGCAGAAAACCAUGGUAGAAUUACCACGGAUGGUGCCUUACAAAUCUGCAAUUGCUGCACCAACUGACUGCCAGUCCUUUUUGGCAAGGCUCACUGAAGCCUUUAAGGAUGUUCCCGAUGACAAGAAGCCUCUGAUAACCAAAAUGGGCCUCACAGCGGAUGUGGAAUUGGUGGACUGUACUUUUGGUAAAGUCCCUAAAGGUUGCCCCCUGUCCUACCAGUGCCCUGUGCCACUGAGUAAGGAUUACAAUACGCACGAGGACGCUCCUCCUCGACCGCUUCUUCCCCUGAGUUAUCACAAACUAAAGCCAAUGUCAGCUCUUCCUACGCUCAGUGCUAAGGAGCAGGAACAUGUGAGUGCCAUGCAGGUCACCUGGGAGGCAGCAUACAGUCUGGAGCUCUCUACACGUGGAUGCAAGAAGUCUGCAGAGCAGCAGCGGAAAUUGCGCUUGACCAGCCAUGUCAGGGAUAUCUGCAAACUUAAACCAGGACGGGGCUAUGCGGAACACCUGAUAUGUAAAAUACGGAAGGAAUUCUCCAGGUGCAAGAGAGCAAUGACAGAAGAGGAAAUGAAGACUGAAGCCCUUCAGAAAUACUGUCAGCAUUUGUGUGUCAACUGGUCACCCAGUGGUUUUGUUGUCCAUCCGAAUGCUCCAUGGUUUGGGGUCCUGCCUGACGGCGUGGUGUACGACCCCAAUGAGAAGCGCAGUUUCGGGUUGGUGCAUGUCAAAUGUAUCAGCUCCCGAAGCUUCAUCGACUGUGGGUUCCUGGUCUGCCGGGAAGGAGUCUUGAAACUGAAGACGACCCACUCGUACUACUGGCACAUCCAAGCAGAGAUGAUGGUGACAGGCACGUCGUGGUGUGAUCUGUUUGUCUUCUCCAGAGAAGACAUACUGGUUCAACGCAUCUACCGGGACAAAGCUAUCAUGAAGGUCAUGAAGAAGAAGUUGCCUGAUUUCUUUUUCCAUUACUACCUGCCAAGUCUCGUGUACACUGCUGUCAAAGCUUGAGUAUUGACUGCUGUCAUACACUACAUGCUGUUCCUCUCAGGUGGUUGACUGUGAUUUUUAACAGAUUGUAAACGACUUGAAUGUAGUACAUUUUUUACCACUAAUAUUCUACUGGCAUUAUUAAAUAUGUAAGUUUUAUUAUUAGUUUCACAAAGUCAAGAGUAAGAGAUCCUUGAGACAAUUAGAAAAUGAAGUUUGAGUUUUUAUGUGUACCCCUCGUGCUUCUCUCCAAAGACGGCCUGCUCAUGGGCUGCAUGUACUGUAAAGAUUAUUUUCAUUAUUGACAAAUCCGCUUUCAAAUACGCAAUUAUUUGAUUAAUCAUUUAGUCAGCCGAUUUCCCAGAACCCUACCUCAGACUGAUAAUAUCUGAAGAGUUUCAGUUUACUAUCAGAAACCAGAAAGCAUACACAUUUGAGAAGCUGGAAGAAGGUGAUAUUUAUCCUUAUUGUAAGUAAUGACUGAAAUGAUUGAUCCAUUACCAAAGUUGCUUCAGAUUAAUUUUCUGUAGAUCAACUGAUCAACUAAUGUUUCAGCGAGCGUUCUUUCUCAUGUUGGUUGGGUGAUGUUCAGUCGAGUUUCUGUAUAAGAACUACCACAGGUUCAAACACUAACACAAGUGGGAAAUUUCAAGUUACUACUAAAGCAGAAUAAAUUCCACUGAUAAUUUUACUGUUGUCCUGAAUCAGACCACAACUUUAUGCAGAAGGUUUGAAUAUUCCAAAAUAAACAAAAUCUUAUAUAACCACAUAAAGUCUGUGUCAGUA
This is a messenger RNA of Toxotes jaculatrix (banded archerfish), 2462 nucleotides long. RefSeq lists its product as uncharacterized. The coding region runs from base 63 to 1697 and encodes 544 amino acids. The transcript is spliced from 4 exons. NCBI's taxonomy places the organism in Eukaryota, Metazoa, Chordata, Actinopteri, Toxotidae. The record is from RefSeq and is a predicted model, not a curated record.